Messenger RNA from Rotaria sp. Silwood2, 549 nucleotides. The record is from the annotation of a GenBank genome assembly. NCBI's taxonomy places the organism in Eukaryota, Metazoa, Rotifera, Eurotatoria, Philodinida, Philodinidae.
AUGUCAAAUUCUGCCAGUUCAUCAACAACAUUUGGUUGUUCAAGUUCAACGAAUAAUAUAACUGAAUUAAAGCAAUCUGUUGUGAAAAAUUUUUUUAUUGAUGUUCAAGCAAGAAAACCAAAUUCGUGGUAUGGUAAAUGCUCAAUAUGUUCACAAGGUGUUGCUGAUACAUAUGGCACCACGUCUAAUUUUGUACGACAUAUGAAGACAAAACAUGAAAGUGAAUAUGAAGAAUGGUUAGCUAAGAAAAAUAUUAAUCUUGAUACAAAACAACGAAAUAUUGAUGAUAUGAUAAAGCAAAAAACAAAUAAAUAUUCAUCAAUUAAUCCAAGACAAGUUAAAUUAACUGAAUCAAUAAUAAAAGAUUUAAUAAUUGAAUGUGGUGUACCAUUAUCAUUAGUAGAACAAAAUGGUUUUAAAAAUUUCAUGGAAAUAGUUGAUCCAAUGUAUUCACUUUUAAGUCGUCGACAAUUAACUUAUGAUAAACUCCCAAAAUUAUAUGAUAAAAUGAUUAUGAAAUUAAAAUUAAACACAGAUCUUAGUACUUAG